Tyto alba (common barn owl) is the source of this 3477-nucleotide messenger RNA. RefSeq names its product DAZ interacting zinc finger protein 1 (gene DZIP1). Gene Ontology annotation, biological process: cilium assembly. Gene Ontology annotation, cellular component: ciliary basal body; cytoplasm. NCBI's taxonomy places the organism in Eukaryota, Metazoa, Chordata, Aves, Strigiformes, Tytonidae. The coding region runs from base 138 to 2927 and encodes 929 amino acids. The transcript is spliced from 19 exons. The record is from RefSeq and is a predicted model, not a curated record.
UCUGUAGGGUGCCACGUAUAGACUUCUGUGGUGUAGAGAAUGUGGAGAGAAAACGUACGGUGUGUAGCUGUGAUGAGGGUCCAUAUGUGUAAUAGCGUAGCUGAGGAUGUUUUUGUUGGUGUGAAUAACGUGUGAAGAUGUCAGGGGAUGCGUGGGGCAUCCAAGGCAGGAGGAGCGCUGGGACCCGCGGGCGAGGGGGUGCUGAGGGGAGAAGGUACCGGGCCGGAGAAGGGGCCGGACUUUGUGCCGAGCGCGGAGCCGCGUCCCUGCCGUGGGACGCGGGUGCCGCCUGUCCCGGGGAGACGCCGCCGCCGCCGCCACCCCCGCGGCGGGGCCGGGCCUCACCGCCGCCUCCCCCCCGCGCAGGCCGAGGCUGCUAUAGAGACGCGGAGGACGCCGGCGCCGAGCGGAGCGCGGACAUGCCCUUCACCGAGCGCGCCUACUACCCGCCGGCGGCGGGGGGAGCCGCGGCCGGCGCGGGGCCGCAGCCGCCGCCGCCGUUUCCCGCCUUCCAGUUUCGCGGCCGCCAUGAGGGCCCGGACUGGCGGCGGCUGAGCGCCGUGGACGUGGGCCGGGUGUCGCGGGAGGGGGACGUGUCGGCCCUGCAGGAGCACCUGGAGCACGUGACCUUCUGCAGCGCCGAGCGGGAGCGCUGCCCCCACUGCCAGGGCCCCGCCGACCCGCUGCUGCUCAAGCUGCUGCGCCUGGCCCAGCUCUGCACCGAGUACCUGCUGCACUCCCAGGAGUACCUCAGCGCCCAGCUCGGCAGCCUGGAGGAGGCCCUGCGAACGGCCCAGGCCCAGCGCGACCAGCUGGGCAAGGAGGUGGCUCAUCGCACGCAGGAGAUCAAGGGGCUCAAGGAGGAGUGCCGGCGGAGGAAGAAGAUGAUCAGCACCCAGCAGAUGAUGCUGGAAGCCCGAGCCAGCUACCACCAGUGCCAGCUUUGUGAAAAGGCUUUUAUGAACUAUUCCUUUUUACAAAGUCACAUGCAAAGGCGUCAUGCGGAAGGAUCUCAGAUUGAACAGAAGAAGAAGGCAAACACAGACAAAUUGCAGGAUGAGAUUGAUAAAUUGAAGGAGCAGUUGCAGCUCACCAAGUCUCAGUUAGAGGCUGAACAACAGGCUAAUAUGGUCAGGUUUUCUAAGGAGUGUGAACAGCAAAAAUCAAAAGAAGAAGAAAUUCUACAAUCAUUUCAUAAAUGGAAGGAGGAGGAAAAAGAGAAAUUGGCUGAUGAAAUAGAAAAAGUGAAAGAGAUGUUUAUGAAAGAGCUUAAGGAAUUAUCUUCAAGAAAUUCAACGUUAGAAAAUCAACUGUUAGAAUUACAAAAGGCCAAUAUGCAACAAAAAUCUAAUUUAGGGACGCUGAAAGACAGCCAAGAAUUUACAGAAGAGAAACCUCAGAGUCCUCAGGAUUAUCACAGUGUGGUUAAACUUCUUGAAAAACAGGAGAGUAAGUGGACGUCUAGAAUACAAGCCCUUCAUCAUGACCACGAGACAGAAAAGUCCCUACUACUGUCACAGAUUGAGAAGCUUAAAUCAUCAGUGAGAGAAGACCUGAAUAAAAAUAACACCUUUUACAAGAGGAGGAUAGAAGAAUUGGGGCAGAGGCUUCAGGAGCAGAACGAUCUGAUUAUUACUCAGAAGAAGCAGAUAAAAGAACUGUCCACAAGAUCAGUUGCAAGCAUUAAACCAUAUGAUGUGAACACUACGGUAGAGCCUCUUGAAGAAUCUAAACCAAGUCUACCAGUGAUGCAUGAGCAGGCACCCUUGGUGCAUAUGCUGGAGCCCAUAGAGGAGCUUUCAGAAGAGGAAAAAGAAAUGGAGAAAGGUGAUCAUAAACCAGGUAGAAGUAACCACUAUUUAAUAAAUGCUUUGAAGACUGAUCCUUCUUUAACUAAAGAAUUACGAGUUGUUUUGGAGCAAGCCCUGGAGGAGAAGCUGGAAUCCUUGGGAAUUAAAGCAGGUGUUCGUGGUAUCCCAAAUGAUCGCUUAAAUAAAAUUUUGCGUGCUAUUGAAUCUGCUAGAGAAUGCAAACAGAAGCAAGAGCCUGACAUUCACCGAAUUCGAGAGCAUCUUGAACGCCAAGUUAGCUUUAGGGUUGAAGAGAAAUCAUCAUCUUGUAAUAGACCUGUUUCCCAUCCUCAGCUUCCUUCAGAAGAUAAACAGAAGUGCAAUCAAUUGAGAAUUUCCUCAUCUGCCACACCACAAAAGCCAGUAAAAAGGUCUUCAACAACUGUCCGCCCAGCUGAACAAAGAACAGCCAUCGCUGACAAUACAUCUACACCAAAAUCCAGGAAGCUUUUUGGAAAUGGAGUUUCCAGAAAGACAUCUAGCAUCACAACUCCACCAUUCAGUUCAGAGGAAGAAGCAGAUGAAGAUGACGUUAAACAGUAUUGCAUAUCACCAGAAUUACUACGAAAGCAGUCAAAAACAUCAAGCAGCAAAGUCAGUGCUUUUCAGAAGGCUUCUAGCAAAAGCAAUAUGGAUGGGAUGGGGGAAAGUGAAAUUGAAGAAACUGGAACACCUCCCAAAACUUCAAAAGGAACAGUUAUUCAAAAACUGACCGAACAAGUUGGAAAGAGUCUUUCUAACCAUGGAAAUAAGAACAAACCAGCCGGAGGGGUUAAUGUCACCCAGGCAUUUAUUAAGAAAGAAGAGGUGAAAGAACUGAAGUUCACAGAAGUUGAUGAAGAUGAUUGGGAUAUAUCAUCAGUAGAAGAAGACUUUUUAUUGCUGAAAGAUGGUAGAGGACAGAAGUCAUUGAUGGUUCAGAAAAAUGAGUCAAAUGCUGCAUCUGUGGUACAUGCAUGGGGUCUUCCGAAGACAAGCGUAACAAAGGAGGAAGGCCUUCAUGAAGCUGAUAAUACAAGCACAUUAAAAAGCAGCUUAGUCACAGUUACAGAUUGGAGUGAUUCUUCAGACAUAUAAGUGUUGUGUUCCUGAUGGGAGGCACUGCUUUUGGGUUCUGUUGGGAUUGAAAAUGUAGUUGAAAACAUCAGGUGUUUCCUAUUCGUUCCUCAUAUUGGUCAUGUAAUAACAAGGAAUACUGUUUACAGAGACCUUGUGUCUUUCAGUCCUGCAUCUGAAACAAGGGUAUUCAUACACGCAUUACUGGCCAUAUCUGUUUGGAAAUUGGGAGUUAAUUCUUUCUUGUGAAUUCAGUGGUGAAAGUCUCUGAUUUCACUGAGGUAAAGAUUUUACCUCUAAUGUUUACAUUAAAGAUUGAAACUGGUCUUGCAAGAAAGCCUAUUAACCAAUGAACAGAAUUUAUGGCAGAGUAUUACUUUAUGAAAUUUUUAAAUGCAUAUUUUGUCUUUUCUCAUAAACUUUAUAUAAAAUUGUGAAAAUUUUAAAGAAAAUAUUUCCAUGUAUUAAAAUGUUAUGUUUCUACCAUGGUUUACAAUAAACACCAAAGACAAAAAAGAAAGUCUCCGCUAUAAAACUAGUUAUUAUUAAAUGCCUCCCAUUUUGGAGGUCU